ACAAUAAAAAAAACGAUUACAACUCACAAGCAGCGGAGUCGCCCUUUUCCUUUAUGUGUAUUUGGAAGGAUAGAAAUAUCUUGAUAAAGAAAGAAAGACCCUUCAAACUCGCCAAAAAGAUUUGGCUUUCUUUUGUGGUGUCAAGAAUCAGAAGUGAUCAGUGCAUUUUUUUCAAUGUUGUUCAGAAUCAUAACCCUCCUUCUGUUUCUUCUCUUGCAAGUGAUGUGUUCUUCAGGUGCAAACAACUGGAUCAGAUUAGGUUAUUGGUAUGCGGUAACACCAUAUAUCUCUAUUCCUGACAUAGAUUCAACGCUGUUUUCUCACCUUGCAUGCGCUUAUGCCGAAAUCAACUCUUCCACUUCCCAGAUCUAUGUUUCCCCCGCCUAUAACUCAUACUUUUCCACCUUCACCCCCACUGUCAGAAAAAAGAAUCCGUCAGUUAUCACCAUUCUAUCAAUCUGGGGUGCAGAUGUAGAAUCUUCAAACUUCUCUUCCAUGGUUAGCCAACCCUCUCGAAGGAACUCUUUCAUUCAGUCGUCUAUUAGACUCACCAGGCUUUUCGGCUUUCAGGGCAUUGAUCUCGGAGGUGAUCCUUCGAGCAUAGUGACCAACACAAUGGAUUUGGGAACUCUCUUUGAUGAGUGGCGAGCUGCUAUAAACACUGAAUCAAAGAACUCCGGGCAAUCAAGACUCAUCUUGACUGUGUCAGGCUAUUACUUGCCAGUCAUACAUUCCACUAGUUACCCUGUGGACUCAAUGAGAAGGAACGUGGACUGGUUUAACAUUGUAGGAUUUAACUAUCAUUUGCCUCAGAGAGAAAAUUUUACAGGUGCUCAUGCUGCUUUGUAUGACCCCUCGAACAACAUAAGUACCGAUUAUGGUAUAAAGCAAUGGAUUGCUAAAGGAUUUCCUGCUAGCAAGAUUGUUCUGUUUUUGCCAUAUUAUGGUUAUGCGUGGAAACUUACGAACCCCAAAAACAAUGCAAUUGGGGCAGCUGCAAGUGGUCCGGGCGCUGCAUCAGGUGGAUACAUAGCCUAUAGCUACAUAAGGACGUCGGUGAAAAGUUAUGGAGUUAUUUCAGAAUAUAAUGCAACUUAUGUUGUAAAUUACUUCACCCAAGGGUCAUUAUGGGUUUGUUUCGACGAUGUAGAAGCCAUCAAAACUAAGAUUGCGUACUCGAAGGAAAAAGGGCUUCUUGGUUAUGCUGUAUGGCAAAUACCAUAUGAUGAUGAUUGGAUCCUUUCUAAGGCAGCUUAUGAGGAGCACAAGAAACAAAGACACAAGAAACUCUUUUUGGUUGUUUUUCUGCCCUUAGUUGUUGGACUUACUCUCCUAAUAGGAGCUUCAACAGUGUAUCUGCAGAGGAGAAUGCUCAGAAUGAAAGUUAUGAGGAUAUUAACUCGAGGCAGAAAGUCAUCAUCACCUAAUCGUCACGCAUUCAGUUUUGCUGACAUCAAAACUGCCACAAACAAGUUUUCAAGCAAAAAUAAGCUCGGUGAAGGUGGAUUUGGACCUGUUUAUAAGGGAAAGUUACCAGAUGGACUGGAAAUCGCUGUGAAAAGACUUUCUGAAACUUCUCAUCAAGGAGCAGAGGAGUUCAAAAAUGAGGUUACACUGACAGCAAAACUUCAACAUGUCAACCUAGUUAGACUUCUGGGGUUUUGCACUGAAGGGAAAGAAAAGCUGCUGAUCUAUGAGUAUAUGCCAAACAAAACCUUGGCCUUCUACCUCCAUGAUCCGGUUAGGCGCAUGUUAUUUGAUUGGAGCAAAUGGGUUCAAGUCAUUGAAGGAGUUACUCAAGGGCUUAUUUAUCUCCAAGAGUAUUCAAGAUGGACCAUAAUUCACAGGGAUUUAAAGGCCAGUAACAUUUUAUUGGAUAGUAAGAUGAAACCUAAAAUAUCUGAUUUUGGUUUAGCUCGAAUUUUUCACAAGGAUGAUGAAGAAGCAAAUACCAGCCGAAUUGUAGGAACAUACGGCUAUGUUCCUCCAGAAUAUAUAAGAAAUGGCAUAUACUCAACAAAAUAUGACGUUUACAGCUUUGGAGUUCUACUGCUACAAAUCAUAAGUGGCAAAAAGAAUACAUGUGUAUGUGGCCCCGAAGAGGAUCUAAAUCUUCUAGAAUAUGCUUAUGAACUAUGGAAAGAUGGGAAAGGCAUGGAGUUUGUGGAUCCACUGCUGGAUGAUUCUUUGUCGUCAUGUAAAAUCAUGCGAUGCAUGCAGGUGGCCUUGCUGUGCGUCCAAGAGAAAUGGCAAGAUAGGCCAUCCAUGCUGGAGGUUUCUUCCAUGCUCAAAAAUGAAAGUGAGGCUGUGCCCACGCCCAAAAUCCCUGCUUUCUGGACGAGGAAAGCCGACGAUGCCACUGUGCAAUGGGGGCCAGAAAUUUGUUCAGUGGAUGUUGAAACAAUAUCACAACUUGAACCACGAUAAAAGCUUAGGAAAUCACGUUAAUUUGCCAGGGUGCAAAUUUCGUUGUAGUCCUUCAUGGUGUUGGCUUGCUACAAUAGCAUUAACCUUGACAAGCAAGGGGCAAACAUGUAUAUAUGAUGCCUAAUAGGAAGUUUUAAACUUAAGCUAAGAACUUUGUAUUUCUAGCUUGCUCAGAUAGCAUGAUUAGGAUUUGCGAUAAGGAGACUUCAAAGUUGGUGAAUUAUUGUGGUGAAAGUAGAAUUGCAUGAAAGGAAAUUGCUACUUGCCCGAGAGGGUGACUGAAAAGGGUGCAAAUGAUAAAAUUGUCCCUUAUCCAAAAUCAAAUUUGCUUCACUUGCUCUUCCCAUGAUCACCUCUUCUCUCCUCUUUCUCCCCUUCCUAUGGCCACCUUCAACAAUUGUCUUCCUCUCACUGUCUUUGCCUUUCCUCAUUGGCACAUCCUUGCCUUGUGCGGACCACCGUUACAUCAUCCCUUUCCACAACGAAGAUGGAGGAUGUAGCGACGAUCAACGCGCAACGAGCCAAAGGCGAUUGUUAAAGGCGGCCAUAGGAAGGUAAAAGAGAGAGGAGGCAAUCGUGGAAAGAGCAGGUGAAGCAAAUUUGAUUUUGGAUGAGGGGCAUUUUUGUUAUGUGCACUAUUUAAGUCACCCUCUCAAUAACCCUCUUAGGCAAAGCAGCAAAAUCCUUACAUGCAAUUACUUUAGCUCAACUUUUUUUGUUGGGUUGUUUUUGGUAUGAUUGCCCUUUUGUGAUUGUAAAAUUAUGAAUUUGAGUUAUGAAAACAAAAGUAAAAUUGCUUGAAAAAACAUCAAGAACCCAAUUCAGAUC
Diospyros lotus (date-plum) is the source of this 3255-nucleotide messenger RNA. Its product is annotated as cysteine-rich receptor-like protein kinase 19. The record is from RefSeq and is a predicted model, not a curated record. Gene Ontology annotation, molecular function: ATP binding; protein kinase activity; chitin binding. The coding region runs from base 175 to 2427 and encodes 750 amino acids. NCBI's taxonomy places the organism in Eukaryota, Viridiplantae, Streptophyta, Magnoliopsida, Ericales, Ebenaceae. Gene Ontology annotation, biological process: protein phosphorylation; carbohydrate metabolic process. The transcript is spliced from 8 exons.